AUGAACGCAAAUUCCGAAAAACCAUUCGAUGAUUUUGGCUAUCUGGAAUUGUUAUUUUUAUACUACGACAUCAGCAAAACCAUCGUAUUCUGGACGAAUGUUUUCUUGAUCUCUUCCACAUUGAUUAACGGAAGUUUCGGUCAGUUGUGUUUCGCUGCGAGUAUAAACGCCGAACUGGCGGUCCGACGAAUCUGUUCUAUGUUCCAGAUGAAACCACUGGACAUGAAGCACUUCCAGGAGGAUACGAUGCUAAUGCGCCAACAGCGUCACCGCGAAAAGAAUCACAUCGACAAAUUGGCGUGGCUGAAACGUAAAAUGGUCGAAGAGGAGAUACAAAACGAACGAGACGAAUAUUUCGAUAACGAAUGUUUAUCUCGUCGCUUUUCCGAUAUUAUAGAUAGGUUGGUUGAAGCGUUAGAUUUUGUACUGGGCACGAAAUGCCGUCAUCGUCAACCAUACUGCUGCGAGCGCGGCGAAGAAGCGGACUCGAUGCAGUUCGCCAAACCUACUACCAAAGGUCGGAGAUCGUUCCGAAAUCUAAACACGCCGAUAGUCGGGUAA
Messenger RNA from Macrosiphum euphorbiae (potato aphid), 561 nucleotides. The record is from the annotation of a GenBank genome assembly. NCBI's taxonomy places the organism in Eukaryota, Metazoa, Arthropoda, Insecta, Hemiptera, Aphididae.